AUGGUUACAGUAUUACAGCCAAAGACCAAAGGUGGACGAAUAACUUAUCAUAUUAGAAGUUUACCUGAAACUUUUUUGUCGAUAUACCCCCCGAUAAAUGAAGGUCCGGAGAGUAGAGUGGAGGGAGCACAAAGAAAUUUUUUUCUUAACUAUAGAAAAAAUGAUCUUUCAAAGUAUUUGCCUGAAAUGUACAAAUGGGGUGAAGAGGUAGAUGCUUAUUCACCUCAUCCAAAAUUAAUACCCAGUCAUCGAAAACAAAGAUGGGAAGAAAUGUUUUCAAAGCCUAAUAUUAAAUUAACAUUUAAAGAUCAAAAUAAAAUAAAAGAUAUCGAUGAUUUUUAUAUUUUAUGUCAAUUUCAAAGACAAUACAGCAAUGACAAUACAGGUCAUUUGCAUCCUAUGGACUAUUUCGAAAAGGAUAUACAUUCUUGGUCACCUCCACCUGAUUUAAAUUCAACAUAUGUACAAUUCCCAGAAAUGUAUGUUAAAUACAAACAACCGCUUUUGCUACCAUUGACAAAUAAAAAACCUUGGAUAGAACCAUUUGAACCAUUUAGAAGACUAGUAGGAAAACGUGAUCCUUAUCCAGAUCUUAAAUUUCCAAGAUGA
Molecule: messenger RNA, 609 nt
Organism: Pediculus humanus corporis (human body louse)
Lineage: Eukaryota; Metazoa; Arthropoda; Insecta; Psocodea; Pediculidae
Exons: 2
Coding region: 1-609 (202 amino acids)
Source: RefSeq, a predicted model, not a curated record